CCUCCUGGAUUACUCGACACACGCUUCGAAGCCUCGACACGGAAGAGCACAUCACUACUAGCUACUCCCUUAGAAUAAGACUUGUGUGUUUUUGCUUAUUUAAAUUUUCGGCCUGAAAGUCGACUCUUGUUAAAUUCAGGGAGUUUUGGCCGCAUCUAUUUAUAAGCUACUAGAUGAAAUGACUCAUCUUUAAAGUGAGGAGCUCAGCUGUGACGGCCUCCUCCUGAGACCUGGACCUGUGCGAGCUGCCGACACCUUCCACUCAGCUGGACGGGGAGUUGCGAUGCUCUGACGUCACGUAGGUGAGUGAUGUCAGACAGGAACCAGUGGAAGGGAGCUUGACAAAUCAAGAUGGCGUCCCACGCCGAAGCAGGAAAGAGGGUUCCAAAUAAAUAAAACUCAUCUGGAGGACGGUCAGACUCGAGCGGCGCUUCGACAGAGACGUCGGUUGCAUUUCGACAGAACAGGACGAAGCAGAUACAGUUCUGUUUUCAGAGUCUCUAAAUGGCUGCGAGGAAGUCUGGAGCAGAUGCAUACAACAAUGGACCCAUCAGCUACCUUGAUGAAGUUCCCUUCAAGAUUAAUGACAAGUUCCGCUGCCCAGCCAAAGUUGGGCUGCCUGUUGGUUUCUACUUGCCUGACUGUGGCUCUUUGCUGGUCGACACACAGUAUGACUUUUCUCUGGAGAGACGUAGCGUGCGGUGGGGGGUUGAACUGGCAGAGGCCAGAGCAGCAGAGGCCCGAGCAGAGGAGGCAGCAGCCAAGCAGGAGGCAGACAGCAGGGAGUGUUUGGCUAAGGCCCAGGACAUUGAUGGUGGUGGAGGGAAGAAACCCCGGUCAGCUGCAGAUGACCAGGACCUUCUACCACCAGCGUUGAACCCUGUCAUGGCGGGGCUGAGCCAUAAUGCCAUCCUCACUCCACUGCCUGCCACAAGCCUUGGCCCCAGGAAAGCCCAGCCUAGUAUUCCUCAGCUGCACAGCCUCAACCUAGCAGACUUUGAGCGGGAAGAGGACCCCUUUGACAAGCUGGAGCUCAAAACUUUGGACGAUAGGGAGGAGCUUAGGAACAUUCUCCAGAGCCAGCCCCAACCUCAGCCGCCUCUCUCUGUAUCCCCCCCAGAGCUUUCCCAGAUAGGGUCUGUGUCUCGAGGAAACAGCCCAUCUCCUCCGAGCAGCAACACCAGCAUCCCAGCCAAACCAGGCUUCACCCACAAACCCAACGGGUUGGUUGCCUUGCUGGACAUGGACAGGGUUGGGCAUCAUGGGAGAGUGGGAUUUGAAACAGAUGACCGACCCUGUAACAUCCGCUCUCUGACUUUUCCCAAGCUCUCUGAUUCUGGUGACCCAGAGCCAGUGAGGUACAGCCAACUCCCUGCACCCAUUCCUGCUCACAGACAGAACCUCCCCAACGGAAGCCCUCCGACCAUUCCCAAGACCCAAGUUAUUGUUGCCCCUGAGCCACCUAGCCACAUCAAGAGUGGUACACCUAAACAGACCAACCCAGGGUCAGGAUCCGCUGGUCUGCCGUGUGGUGGAGCCCUGCUUAGCAUGACUCCCAGCGAGCGUCAAUGUGUGGAAACCCUUGUAGGCAUGGGCUACUCCUAUGAGGGGGUCCUACGGGCCAUGCAGAGACAAGGACAAAACGUGGAGCAGGUACUGGAUUAUCUUAUUUUAUCUGGACGUCUGUGUGAUCGGGGCUUUGAUGCAAGUGCAGUGGAGGAAUGUUUAGAGAUGUACCAAUGCUCAGAGGAAAAGACCCUGCAGUUUCUUGAACUAAUGUCAAGAUUUGGUGAAAUGGGAUUUCAGCGGGACGCCAUCAAAGAGGUGCUGCUGGUCCACAACAAUGAUCAGGACAAGGCUCUAGAGGACCUGAUGGCUCGUGCUGCAGCCAGCUGAGCCGAGCUAACCAGCCCAGCGGAGCCCAGCCCAGGGCUUGCUUCCCGCCACCACCCGACACAGCCCCCUUCUGCCUAUCCCAUCACACCAUGCCCUGUCCUUGCCUUGGCUGUGGAGGGGACAGCUGGGAAACAGUUGUAUUUCUCUCUGUGCUUAAGCGUAUUGUGUCUCAGCACUUCUUAAAGACCGUGUGCCUAGAUUGGAGGGGGGUCAAAGUGUAACAAUUCGUCAUGGUGGAGGUUUCUUUUGGUUUUUAAGAAAUACUGGAGUUGGGCUCCAGGAUUUGGUACUGUUAGAUUAUUGAAGAACGACCGAGCUUUGAUGGAGAAACUGGAAGAAAUGGGCUGUGGCGUUUUUGAUACCAUUCUGAUUUGCUUCCACUUGGAAGUGUUUAUUAUUCUGCUGGCAAAGCUUCAGGACUGAAAGGGGAGCCGGUGACACUAUGUGCACACGGACAGACCAGUUUGAACUCUUGAAACUCCAAAACAAUUAAGCUGCCAUCUUCCACUGCUCAGUGCAGACAUAGUAAAUGGUGGAGGCAAUAUGGGGCCUGAGGAAGCUCUCUUCAAACUGAACUAACUAACAUUAAAAGAAUAAAAAAAGAAAGGAAGAGGAAAAAACACAGGCAGUGACCAGACAGAGAUCCGACUCUCUGGAAGUGCCCUCUCUGCUCUGGUGCCCUGCAACUAGCUCUGUUCGACUCUAUGCUUUCAUUCAUUCACCUUUUUCUUGUUCGUUUGAGCACUUUUUUUCAUGUCAGUUCAAAGAUUCCAUUUCUUUGCUUUAAGGUUUGGGAACUAAAGAACAACAUAAUUGAUCUUUAGUCAUUAUAACUCAACAUAAGAGAUACUACUGCCCCGGUGUUGCUCUUUGACCUGCACUGGAAUGGCCUGUUGAAGGAGUGGGGAGAGAUGGCGGGGAAGUUCCUCUGCGGGAGACAAGAAAUAUCCCAUAAUCCUCUGGCACUGGGGUGUCGCAUACUGCACACACGUUUCAUAAUUAGAAACUUAUUUAAAACAGUACACUGACACAUUCGUUUAAGAGUUUAAGAGUUUGAUAUGUUGAUGUCAGCUAUGUUAACUUACGAAAGUGAUGCUCUUAACUAUCACAGACUUCUGUUUGCAGACUGGAAAAGAGCGAGUGGUUUAACAAGAAACAAAAUGUAAGUGAGGAUUGUUCCUGCAGCCUCAUCACUGUGCAAUAGACCUAUUUCAUAUUGUGUGACUGUUGUUUGACAUUUUGAGUCUCAAGUUAUUGUUGGGAGGUAAGGCAAUUGUUUUCAAGCCUUGCUGGGAAUUUGGAUGUAACCAGACAAAAGUUUUGAUUUCUAUCAUUUUUUCUCUGUUAUUGGAUUUCAUGCCACAAAAUCUAAUCAAACAUGACUUCAAA
Messenger RNA from Hippoglossus stenolepis (Pacific halibut), 3285 nucleotides. It is a transcript of the gene ubap1, whose product is annotated as ubiquitin associated protein 1. The transcript is spliced from 7 exons. Gene Ontology annotation, biological process: ubiquitin-dependent protein catabolic process via the multivesicular body sorting pathway. The record is from RefSeq and is a predicted model, not a curated record. The coding region runs from base 505 to 1896 and encodes 463 amino acids. Gene Ontology annotation, cellular component: ESCRT I complex. Gene Ontology annotation, molecular function: ubiquitin binding. NCBI's taxonomy places the organism in Eukaryota, Metazoa, Chordata, Actinopteri, Pleuronectiformes, Pleuronectidae.